Messenger RNA from Wasmannia auropunctata (little fire ant), 3960 nucleotides. Its product is annotated as zinc finger and BTB domain-containing protein 17-like. The record is from RefSeq and is a predicted model, not a curated record. Gene Ontology annotation, molecular function: transcription coregulator activity. The coding region runs from base 655 to 3693 and encodes 1012 amino acids. Gene Ontology annotation, cellular component: nucleus. Lineage: Eukaryota; Metazoa; Arthropoda; Insecta; Hymenoptera; Formicidae. The transcript is spliced from 2 exons. Gene Ontology annotation, biological process: regulation of transcription by RNA polymerase II.
CGUCACGGGAUGACUGCGCAUGCCGCUAGAUGGUGGCAGCUGUGGCCGCGAGCCGAGCGGCAGCCGUUCGCGUUAGUUCGCCCGUUCGUGAACUAUUGUUUUGUCAUUUUCUCUUUUAUUGUUAUAAUCCGUAGAGAGAGAUUAGCGAGCCGCGUAUGAGCGCGCGCGAAUACCUUCCUCGCGGUUUACGAGGCGAACGCCGGAGGGGAAACCGAUAUCUCGCUGCCCUGUUCGUUAUCACCGGACGCGGAGUCUCCCUAUCACGUUCAGAGACAGACAUAACCGCUGUAUCGAUCCGGCACACACCGCUCCCUAUAGCCCGCCCGUAUCGCCAGCAGUAUACAUGGUAAGAGGUUAUGUUGACUCCGACAAUUCGCACCGCGCGAUCCUCCGCGAUUUGCGACUGCCUGUGAUGUGAGGGGUUUGCGGAUUGCGGAGGAAAGAGGCGCUCCGUCUCGCAGGGACGAUCGGUAAGGGAAAUGGAGCGCGCUUCGGGACGCCCGAUGACAAUUGCACGCGCAACAGGCCGCAGGCUCCCGGAACGGCGGGGCCCCUUCUUGCCGUGAACAAAACAGUAAUGCCCCGUCGAAUGUCGUUGUUACUCCGCACCAACGUGGGCUUCCUCCGCAGUGCCGGCCACGGAGCAGACCACAAAUGUCGUGCAGAGGAGCCGCCGAUGCCGCCGCCGCCUGCACGUCGAGACGACGAGACAGCCGCGAGAGGAUUAGCUCCUCCGAGGGCGAGGGAGCGGAAUGCACGCACGUCGACGCGCUUCUCGCCCCGUCGAGGGAGGCGGAGGAGGUCGGUAAGAGGGACCGGCGAACGAGGCGAAAUGAGAGCUGGCACCAGACGGUGACUGGGAAGGGCGUGGUUGACGUCGUCGAGACGGUGGCCGACUUCGAGAAGUGGCUCAAGAUGCGCAGCACGGAGCCGCCGGUGCCAUCCGGCAUGGACUUGGACGCGGCCAAGAUGGUGGAGGGCGUGGAUCGGUAUCUGGGCGAGGAGGUGCUGUCGCACGGCUGCUACCUGAGCAAAGACCCGUACGGCCUGUCCAUCGACAUAGACCUGGCCGACACCAAGAAGCUCAAUCUGUCGUCGAGCUACGAUCCGAUACUGCAGGAUUUGGCGCACGGCGAGGGCCACCGGUUGCUGGAGCCGCCGUGCGAGAAGGUCGUCGACGAGUUCAUGCUGCCGGAGUUUCAACUGGAUCAUCUGGAUCCUCUGGUGGCGCUCACGCCGGACGACAUGAUGGUGGCCGGUGAGAUUCUACCGUCCGCGAGCAGUCAGCCGACGAUGAUCGCGGGGAGGGAUCAGGACGUCGAGCAAAACGCCCCCGCGAAAACAGGUGUUGCUCCAACGCAAAGCAGCGAGGCGCCCUGCGAGAAAUCCACGCAGGCCACCCUCGGUCAGCUACCGGUGAAUUUGGUCGUGAAUGAAAUGGAGGAGGACACAAAGGCGGAACAGGAAACUGCAGGUAUACAACAACCUUUGUCGGAGCACCUCGUCGGCUCCGCCGCCCUACCGCCGAUGGAGGAGAACUCGUCGAGCGCAAUGCCGAAUUCUAUAGAAAUGGACACGCGAGAUAUGAUAAUAGAACAACUGAAGAAAACGAAACUUGAACCUCGUAUCAUCAAGAAACGCCGGCAGAUGACGGAGCGACUGGAGAAGAGGCUCGACAAGCACAUCAACGGCAAGAGCUUCGCCGUCGACGCGGACUCGCAGGACGGCAUGAUGGCGGUGGUUGCUAUAUCUACCGACAAAAUUUCCAACAUGACGCAGAUCGUUAUCAAUACCGGUACGGAGAAACAGAUCUAUCAAGGCAAAACUUCGGAAUUGAUUGAAGCGACAGGCAACUUCCCAAAAUUACCCAAGAUAGACACCUCGGCCGCAGUUUGGAAUGGCACAGCUGGCACCGAUAACAAUCCGAGCAGUCAAUAUGAAAUCGUUAUAUCCAAUGCGCUGGAGGAAUUGGGCAUCACCGACGAUAGCCUGCAGCCUUUAUGCGCCACCGAGCACGACAAGGUGUGGCUCUGUCCACGAGACGGCUGCAACAGACAAUUCGGCAGAUUGUACACUUUGAAGGGUCAUUUAUUAGCUCACUAUGGAGUUAGACCGUUUAAGUGCGAUUUCGAGGGCUGCACUUGGGCCUUUUAUUCCGAGUUCAAGCUAAAAAGACACAAGGAGACGCAUCUGAAGCGCAAGGAUUACGUGUGCGAGGUGGAAGGCUGCAAUCGUCGUUUCACUACCGUCUACAAUCUGUGGAGUCACGCGAAGUUGCACAAUCGUCCCAAUCGGAUCGUUUGUCAGGUGCCAGACUGUGGCGAGAAGUUUCAAACGAAACGGGCAUUGGAGCUGCACAUGAAAUCGCACGACCAACGGCACGCGCCUUACGUGUGCCAGCACGAGGGCUGCGGCAAACGUUAUUACAGUAGCAACGCAUUGACGUCGCAUCAGCGAUCGCACAGCUACAAGGAAGUGGACAUCAAGUGCUCGUGGCCGGGCUGUGGCAAGAUUUUCGACAAACCAUGCCGACUCAAGGCUCACAUGCGCUCUCACACCGGCUACAAGCCCUACCCCUGUACCUUCCAGGAUUGCAAGUGGGCCUUCUCGUCGUCCAGUAAGCUCAAGCGCCACCAGAAGAAGCACACGAACGAGCGCAAAUUCGUGUGCGACGUGCCGGACUGCGGCAAGGCAUUUAUGCGCUCGGAGCAUUUGAAGGAGCACCGACUGACGCAUGCGGAGGGUCGCUUUUUCCAGUGCUUCAUGUGCACCGCCCGGUUCUCCGCCAAGAGCAGUUUGUACGUGCACAUCAAGAAACAUCAGCAGACGAAGUCGGAUUUGAACGUAGCCAACGAUACGCCCGAGUGCACUUCCGGCGAUCACGCAAAACGCACGAGGGCAAGAGAAUCUCAUUACCCGCGAGUGAAGUCGAUCAACAAGUCGAAGCGAUGGAACGCCGAAUUGAUGAUGAACGCCGCGGAGACUGCCGCGAAGGAGGGCAACGUCGAGAGGCAGAUCGUCGGCGCGUGUUCCCAGGAUCAAAUGGAGUGGGUGUACCGUUGCCCGAUAGAUAUAUGCGGGCAUUUGAUCAACAACGAGACGAGUCUUCGCGAGCACAUGUUGAAAGUGCACGACAUACAUUGCGACGAUUUGUUGGCUAAACCGUCCUCGGACGAUGCCAACAUAGAUUACAUUUUGUACACCGUGCACGGUUCGCCCCCAAGUUCACCCACUGCUGUCGAAGAGGAACAGAUGGUCAUGGUGACUCCGUGUGACGCCGUCAUCCUCGAUACCUCCUCACCAAGGACGGAUCAUUGUCUGCCGGAACCGGACCCGCCACCUCUCAACACCCUGCCGAAGAGCUCGGAAACGUUCCGGAACGACGCGCGAGCCGACAAGCGGAUCGUCGACAACAAAGCGAUAUCGGUGAAGGAGCAGGGCUCGGCAAGGACAGAUCUAACAUAUUCCGAUUGGUCUAAAUCGAAGAGGAACGGUGCACUGAUGAAUUCGACCGUAACGGAAACGUCGGACGUUGUGUUGGGCGCGAGUGACGACCUGAGCGAGGGUCUGUUGUUUACAGAGGAACUGCCGUCGAUGUAUUAUCAGGACGAUGUCGCAGGUACGGAAUACCAGGUGCUGUUAUUAGACUCAAGUCCGCUCGAAAGUGCCAGUAAUUUGCGCGGUCUCGAGUGAUUUUUCGUGAUAGAGUGCUCUCGACCAAGUGAUUAUUGUAUAAUUAUUUUGAACAUGACGUGAUAAUCAAUUAUUUUAAAUGUAGCUUAAGAGUGGCAUGAUAGUUUUGAACAAUAAUCGUUAUUAUAUUAAAUCUAGCUUUUGCGGUAACUUUAAUACGAUCUGUGAUCCAGGAGCUGGCCUCAGCCUGAUAUUCAUUUGUACUACGCCCAUAAUCGCUUUAAAUUGUUAUUUUAUUAAUAAAUCGUUGAUAUUUUUCCAUAAAAA